Messenger RNA from Emys orbicularis (European pond turtle), 3861 nucleotides. It is a transcript of the gene IGDCC4, whose product is annotated as immunoglobulin superfamily DCC subclass member 4. NCBI's taxonomy places the organism in Eukaryota, Metazoa, Chordata, Testudines, Emydidae. Gene Ontology annotation, biological process: cell-cell adhesion; axon guidance; neuron migration. Bases 1 to 3861 code for a protein of 1286 amino acids. Gene Ontology annotation, molecular function: protein binding. The transcript has 20 exons. The record is from RefSeq and is a predicted model, not a curated record. Gene Ontology annotation, cellular component: axonal growth cone; cell surface; plasma membrane.
AUGCUACUGUUACUGCCACCUCUGCUGCCUCCUGCAUACACCUUCCCCAGCAGCGGUGUAGCAACACAAGAGGCAGGCGGGAAGCUGUUGCAGGGGGAUUCUCUGGAGCUGAGCUGCAGGGCUGCCUCUGCAAAGGUGACAUUAGAGCCGAGCCAAGCCGUGGUGUUGGACUGUAACCUGGCUUCUGUCGAGCAGUUGAUCAAUAUCACGUGGAAGAAGAAUGGGUUCCCAUUAGUGGAGCAGGAGCACCUUCGUGUGCUUCCAAAUGGAUCACUCUUCAUAUCGUCCCCGGCUGCUGCUAAGGAGAGUAAAUAUCCUGAAGGGACUGGCGCAGAGGGUAAUUACUCCUGUGUCUCCCAGAGCACCUUAGGCGCGGUUGCCAGUCAAACGGCUGCAGUUAGAUUUUCAAGUUUAUCACGUUUUUUUCAACAGCCAGCGUCUCAGACAGUGGAAGAAAAUGGUAUGGCCCGAUUUGAGUGUCGGAUCGAAGGAUUGCCCUCCCCUGUCAUCACCUGGGAGAAGGAUCAAGUGGCAGUUCCUGAAGAGCCCAGGUUUAUAACUCUUCCCAAUGGCAUCCUCCAAAUCGUAGAUGUGCGGGAAAGCGACGCUGGGGGCUAUCGCUGCGUAGCGACCAACGCAGCACGGAAACGCUACAGUGACGACGCUAUUCUUAGCGUCUUAAAAGGUUCCCAACCAGCAGUGACUCAAGAUGUCGCAAUUGUUGCUGCUCCAGAGAACACCACAGUGGUAGUUGGAGAGAGUGCAGUCAUGGAGUGCAUGGCCUCUGCAGAUCCCACCCCAUUUGUCUCUUGGAUACGACAGGAUGGAAAGCCUAUUUCCACGGACGUGAUUGUGUUAGGCCGGACCAACCUCCUAAUUCCUCGGGCCCAGCCCCAUCACUCUGGCGUGUACGUCUGUCGGGCGAACAAACCCCAGACCAGGCAGUUUGUUACAGCUGCGGCUGAGCUCAGCGUCCUUGCACCUCCCAGCAUCUCCCAGUCUCCCGAAACUAUUUCCCGCACCCGCGCCAGCACUGCCAGGUUUGUCUGCAAAGCAGAAGGGGAGCCCGCCCCCAUCAUCCACUGGCUGAAGAACGGAGAGCCCAUCCUGUCCAAUGGCCGGGUGAAAAUUCAGAGCAGUGGCAGCCUGGUGAUCAACCAGAUCGGGCUGGAGGAUGCCGGCUAUUACCAGUGUGUGGCGGAGAACAGGCUGGGGAUGGCAUGUGCCACGGCCAAGCUCUCGGUCAUUGUGCGGGAGGGCUUGCCGAGUGCUCCCAAGAAGGUGUCAGCCGUCUCCCUGUCCAGCACCACUGUCUUAGUGUCCUGGGAGCGUCCAGAGUACAACAGCGAGCAGAUCAUUGGCUUUUCCCUGCAUUAUCAGAAGGCCCUGGGAACUGAUAAUGUGGAAUACCAAUUUGCUGUCAAUAAUGAUACCACUGAGCUUCAAGUGAAAGACCUGGAACCCAAUACCAAUUAUGUUUUCUACAUGGUUGCGUACUCCCAGCUAGGAGCCAGUCGGACGUCCUCUUCCAUUAUCGUGCGGACACUGGAGGACGUUCCCAGCGCUGCUCCUCAGCUGUCGCUGUCGAGCAUGACCCCGGCCGACAUCAGAGUGACGUGGCUGCCUCUCCCUCCGGAGCUGAGCAAUGGGAAGAUAACGAAAUAUAAAAUUGACUACUGCACCCUCAAGGAAGCAGAUCAGAUCUCCUCCACCGAGGUGGGUGCGAAUGAGACACAAAUCACCCUUGAGUCGCUCCAUCCCAAUAAAGUCUACAAAGUGCGCAUUGCAGCCAGCACCAGUGCAGGGUAUGGCGCCCCUUCGGAGUGGACGCAGCAUCGUACUCCUGACAAGGACAACCAAACGCACGUUCCGUUUGCCCCGACAGAAUUAAAAGUCCGAGCGAAAAUGGAAUCCCUCCUGGUCACGUGGCAGCCCCCAGCCAACCAUGCACAGAUUUCAGGCUACAAGCUGUACUACCGGGAGGUGGGCACGGAAGAGUCAAGUGACGAAAACCCCUCGGAUGGCACGGAAGAGGAGAGCUGGGAUGUGGGGCCCAUAAAGCUAAAGAAGAAAGUGAAGCAGUAUGAAUUAACUCGACUAGCCCCGGGGAGACUCUAUGAGGUGAAGCUGGUGGCAUUCAAUAAGCACGAAGAUGGCUACGCGGCUGUAUGGAAGGGCAAAACGGAAAAGGCACCCGUGACCGCAGUAGACCCUCCAGUUCAGAAGGGCCCCCCACUGCCCCCAGCCCAGGUCUAUGCAGAGUCCAACAGUUCGACCUCGAUUUGGCUCAGGUGGAAGAAACCAGACUUCACGACGGUCAAGAUCGUCAAUUACACCGUGCGGUUCAGCCCUUGGGGACUGAAAAACGCCUCUCUUGUCACUUACUACACCAGUUCUGAUGAAGGUAUUCUCAUCAGCGGAUUGAAACCUUACACCAAGUAUGAGUUUGCAGUCCAGUCUAACGGAGUUGGGAUUGACGGACCGUUCGGCAGCGUGGUGGAGAGGUUCACCCUUCCUGACCGGCCGUCGACGCCACCGUCCGACCUCAGGCUGCAUCCAAUCAACCCAUACGCUGUGCAGGUGCAUUGGUGUCCUCCAGUCGAACCCAACGGCAUCAUCGUGGAGUAUGUCAUCCUGUAUAAUGCAAACAACACGCAGCCCGACGACAUGUGGACUCUGCUGAGGAAAGAAGGAAAUAUUUUCAGCACCGAGGUGCGUGGCUUGGAGAGCAACACCAGGUAUUACUUCAAGAUGGGAGCAAAGACCAUUGUAGGAUCCGGGCCGUACUCGAACGUAAAGGACGUGCACACGCUUCGCGAGAAGCUGUCAGAUGUUCUGGAUGUGCACUCGGUCACCGGGAUCAUCGUGGGAGUCUGCUUAGGUCUCCUCUGCAUACUCUUCUGUAUGUGUGCCAGUUUCCGCAGCAGCAAGCAGAGGGAGGCUCUGCCAGGCCUGGAUUCUCAAGCAGCCGGGAAUCACAGCUCCUGUCACCGGGGCAGGCAGGGACCACCCGGGCCCAGCGCCAAGUCUGAUUCUCAUGAGCUGGAGUCCCUCAUGUCCCCGCUCUCUGAAGAGGUUCCCUUGCCCCUGAUGGACAUCACGGAGCUGACGGAAGUGCACAGCCUCAUCCACACCAGCCUUCCGGAUGACAGCAUCCACGGGAUAAGAAAGUCUACAUGGAAUAAAUCAAUUAAUCAGAACUGGACAAGUAGCAUAGCCAGAUGUGGAGAUGCCAUUACAAAAGAGCCUACUGCUGCUGUGAAUGGAACACUGAAGCCGCCUUCUAAUGCAGGACAAAAGCUUUUGCUACAAGCCCUGGUGUACAAUGCUGUUACGAAUGAAGUGAUGAAAAAUCAACCACCCAUCAGCCUCCAUCAAGUGGAAGCCGAGAUCAUCGUCCAUUCCGAUUUCUCAGCCUCUGACAGAGACUCUCAGCUUCACACGCUGGACACUGAAGAAAUGGAUCCUGAGGAUCACAACCCAGAAAACGUCCCCUCUGAUGAGCAGCCCCUUCACGCCUCCGCAAACGCCAAGCAGAAUGUCAGCAAAGCAUUAGUGGACUGCCAAGGCAAACCUGAGCUUCAGACCCAGGAUGCCCUGUUAAGUACUGACAGAAAGACUAACAAAAUGGAAGCUGUCGGCCCUCAUGGGCUCACCAAUGGCUUCCACAGGCAUGGAGAAAGUCUGGACUCUAUGGAAAGCGGGGAUUCGGACUGUCUUCAAGAAGGCAGAGGGAACGUACAGCCAGUCAAGUGCCAAGCUUUUCCCACAGGCCAACAGGACGCCCCUCUGUGUAGUAUCUCUGCGCUAAUCAAUUCAUCCUCAGCAUCUGAGAACGUGACGCGUGUCCAUAACCAUUAA